CCAAGCAGAACUCCAAGGCACAGUUUCUCGGCCGGAAGAGGUAAGACAGUAAAGACUAUCCUCUCUACUGAUCAUUUCUAUUCUCCUCAUGGAGCUCCAAUUCUCCUUCUUCCCUAUCCUUUGCACCUUCCUUCUAUUCAUUUACCUGCUGAAGAGAUUAGGAAAGCCAUCCAGAACCACCCAUCCCGCUCCAAAUUUACCACCAGGACCAUGGAAGUUGCCCAUCAUUGGAAACAUGCACCAGCUUGUUGGUAGUCUACCCCAUCACAGCCUAAGAAACUUGGCCAAAAAACAUGGACCCCUGAUGCACCUACAGCUAGGUGAAGUUUCCGCCAUUGUUGUUUCUUCAAGAGAGAUGGCCAAAGAGGUAAUGAAAACCCAUGACAUCAUCUUUUCUCAAAGGCCUUGUAUUCUUGCCGCAAGUAUCGUAUCUUAUGACUGCACAGAUAUUGCUUUUGCCCCAUAUGGAGAUUACUGGAGGCAAAUUCGGAAAAUUUCCAUUUUGGAGCUUCUAAGUGCAAAGCGGGUCCAAUCAUUCAGAUCAGUGAGGGAAGAGGAGGCGCUCAAUCUUGUUAGAUCAAUCUCUUCACAGGAGGGAGUAUCAAUCAAUCUUACUGAGAGUAUUUUUUCUUUGACAUUUAGCAUCAUUUCCAGGGCGGCCUUUGGUAAGAAAUGCAAGGACCAAGAAGCAUUCUCGGUAACUCUUGAGAAAUUUGCAGGCUCAGGAGGGGGUUUCACAAUUGCUGAUGUGUUCCCUUCCAUAAAACUACUUCAUGUGGUCAGUGGAAUAAGGCAUAAACUUGAGAAAAUUCACAAAAAACUGGACACGAUACUUGAAAACAUCAUCAAUGAACAUAAAGCUAGAAGUGAAGCAUCAGAGAUCAGUGAGGCUGAGGUAGAUGAAGAUUUAGUUGAUGUCCUUUUGAAAGUUCAGAAGCAGGGUGACCUUGAAUUUCCCUUGACUACAGACAACAUCAAAGCGAUUCUCUUGGACCUCUUCAUAGCUGGCAGUGAGACAUCAUCUACAGCUGUGGAGUGGGCCAUGGCAGAAAUGCUGAAAAACCCUGGAGUAAUGGCGAAGGCACAAGCCGAGGUGAGGGACAUUUUUAAUAGAAAAGGAAAUGCUGACGAAACCAUGAUUCAUGAAUUAAAAUUCUUAAAGUUGGUCAUCAAAGAAACUCUGAGACUGCACCCCCCUGUUCCUUUAUUAAUUCCAAGAGAAUCUCGAGAGAGUUGUGCAAUUAAUGGAUAUGAGAUACCCGUCAAAACCAGAGUCAUAAUUAAUGCAUGGGCAGUUGCAAGAGAUCCCGAACAUUGGAAUGAUGCAGAGAGGUUCAAUCCAGAGAGGUUCCUUGACAGUUCAAUUGAUUAUCAGGGUACUAAUUUUGAAUACAUCCCAUUUGGUGCUGGAAGGAGGAUGUGCCCAGGAAUAUUGUUUGGUAUGGCCAAUGUUGAGAUUGCACUUGCACAAUUGCUCUACUAUUUUGAUUGGAAACUUCCAAAUGGAACACAGCAUGAAGAGUUAGACAUGACUGAGGAUUUUAGAACCUCACUUAGAAGAAAACUGAAUCUGCACUUAAUUCCCAUUACUUAUCGUCCUUUGCCUGUUGAAUAAGACUAGAAAAAAGAAGGUAUAAAUGGAUGCUUAUUUUGUAUGGUUUGAUGCUAGUUAUCUGAAAUGCAAUGUCCAUGUAAGCUAGAACUACUUAUUUGCUGAUCGUGAGCUUGUAAAUGUUGUUUGAUGUAGACGUUUAAAAUAUGAAGAUGAAAUAUUUAUUUUAGUAUUUUCCUU
Messenger RNA from Vitis riparia (riverbank grape), 1792 nucleotides. Its product is annotated as premnaspirodiene oxygenase-like. The transcript is spliced from 2 exons. Gene Ontology annotation, molecular function: oxidoreductase activity, acting on paired donors, with incorporation or reduction of molecular oxygen; iron ion binding; monooxygenase activity. NCBI's taxonomy places the organism in Eukaryota, Viridiplantae, Streptophyta, Magnoliopsida, Vitales, Vitaceae. The coding region runs from base 89 to 1615 and encodes 508 amino acids. The record is from RefSeq and is a predicted model, not a curated record.